Messenger RNA from Gastrolobium bilobum, 729 nucleotides. RefSeq lists its product as uncharacterized. The transcript is spliced from 5 exons. NCBI's taxonomy places the organism in Eukaryota, Viridiplantae, Streptophyta, Magnoliopsida, Fabales, Fabaceae. The record is from RefSeq and is a predicted model, not a curated record. The coding region runs from base 1 to 729 and encodes 242 amino acids.
AUGGCGGCAGAAAAGUGGCUCCAGGCUAUGGAGAAAAUCUUCAGGGUGAUGAGAUGCCCUGAUGCAAUGAAGUUGGUCUACUCCGUGUAUAUGCUGGAAGAGGAAGCCGAGGAUUGGGAGGCUAGGGAACAGAAGCAGAAUGAGUACAAUGACCUAAAGCAAGGGUCGAUGUCAAUUGACCAGUACUUUACUAAAUUCAAUGAAUUGGUGAAGUACGCCAAUUAUGGGAGAGCCCUACCUACUCCAGCUGAGAUGACCUCCAAGAAGGUAGAAGAAGUAUACAAGGGGUCCCAGUCCAAGAAGUCUCCUGAGGCCCAGGCAACUAAUGCCAAUAAAGCAACGGGCUCAAGUUAUUGGAAGAAUAAGAAGAUGAAAGGCAAGAAGCUAAAUGUGAACAACCCAUUCGACUUAUUCAAGAAGUCCAGGACUCAAAAGAAUUUUGUGGAUAGAGGCCCUCCUCCCAAGUGUAAAGGGUGUGGAAAAGAACAUAGAGGUCCGUGUGCUACGGGUGAACUGAGAAGAUAUGUGGCGGAUCCUUCUCAUGUGGUUCAACCAGAUGAUGUGGAGAUUCGGGAGAAAUUGAAAACUCCUGUUGGGACACUGAAAAUACUCGAAAGAGAUGAGAAGAGGCUGAGGAAUAAAUCCAUUCCUAUAGUGAAGGUCCAGGUUGAGGCAUUGGGACCAACCUUGAGUGACCAACCGUUGGAGCAAGCUAUGGAGCUUGAUUAG